AUGGUUACAAUUGUCAGGUGAGAAUAGCUUUGUUUGGUUUGGGCCAAAGCCUGCAUUAAGCAUCACAGAUCCUGAAAUGAUACGAGAGAUUAUGUCGAAAAUGGAUGCUUUUCCGAAGCCUUCUGAUGAUCCGCUGAAGCUGCUUUCGAAAGGAAUAGCAUCAUUCGAGGCAGAGAAAUGGACCAAGCACAGGAAACUGAUCAGCCCCGCCUUCCACGUCGACAAAUUGAAGCAUAUGGUUCCAUCAUUCUACUUGAGCUGUGGUGAUAUGUUGAGGAAAUGGGAUGAGAUUAUGGGAAAUGAAGGAAGUUGUGAAGUGGACGUGUGGCCUCAUCUUCAGACAUUGACGAGCGAUGUGAUUUCAAGAACUGCGUUUGGGAGUAGUCAUGAAGAAGGAAGGAAGAUAUUUGAACUACAAAGAGAGCAGAUGACUCUCAUCGUUGAGGCGGCUGGCUCACUGUUUAUUCCCGGGUGGAGGUUUUUGCCAACGAAAUUCAACCGGAGAAUGAAAGAAAUUGUGAAGGAAAUCGAAUCAAUGAUGGUUAAAAUCAUCGAUAAAAAGAGAAAAGCGAUGGAAACAGGGGAAGCUAGUUGUACGGAUGACUUACUGGGAUUACUAUUGGAAUCAAAUUCGAAGGAGAUGAAAAAGCAUGGUAAUGAGUCCGGAAUGAGCAUCAAGGAAGUGAUCGAGGAGUGCAAAAUCUUCUACUUUGCGGGCCAAGAGACCAAUUCGUCCCUGCUGGUCUGGACAAUGAUCCUUUUGAGCAAGCACCAGGACUGGCAAAUUCGUGCUAGGGACGAGGUCAUGCAAGUUUUCGGGAGAGGGAAACCCGGCUACCAAGAUCUGAACCACCUCAAAACUAUGAGCAUGAUCCUGCACGAGGCUCUGAGGCUAUAUCCAUCGGGGGUAACGUUUACGCGGUCGACCCACACGGAAGCCAGCUUAGGAAAGCUGAGGCUACCGGCAGGAGUGCAGCUAGCACUGCAGGUGCUAGCUGUGCACCACGACACCCGACUAUGGGGUGAUGACGCGUCCAUGUUCAAUCCUGAGAGGUUUGGCGAAGGUGUGUCCAAAGCGACGCAAGGGAAGCUUAUGUUUUUACCCUUUGGAUCGGGGCCGAGGGUGUGUUUAGGGCAGAACUUCGCGAUGUUGGAAGCAAAAAUGGCGAUGGUUAUGAUUCUGCAGCGUUAUUCGUUCCGACUGUCGCCGGCGUAUACGCAUGCUCCUUAUUCGAUGUUCACUCUACAACCUCAACAUGGCGCACAUUUGAUUCUUACCAAACUAUGACACUACUAUAUAGGUGUGGUGGGAUUUGAAACAUAUAGUUUUAUAUUUUCUAUGUCUGGUUUAUGUAAUAAUUUGUCCAGUUAAUAAUAUCUCAAAAUUACAUUA
Messenger RNA from Salvia hispanica, 1393 nucleotides. RefSeq names its product cytochrome P450 CYP72A219-like. Lineage: Eukaryota; Viridiplantae; Streptophyta; Magnoliopsida; Lamiales; Lamiaceae. Gene Ontology annotation, molecular function: monooxygenase activity; heme binding; iron ion binding. The record is from RefSeq and is a predicted model, not a curated record.